UGAAAUGACAUUGAUAUGAGUCUGAGAAAUAUAAAUUAAAAAAGAAAUCCUUAAAUUGGCUCCUUGUAGAGGUAGAUCUGGCGUUUGCUCAAGACUCAAGAGACUAUUCCUAGCAGUAACUGCAACACUAAAACAAAAAUAUAAACCAAUGACAUUGCUUUUAUUUUUUUGUCUAAUUUUUCAUAUGAUAUGAUAUAGUUAUUACUUAUUAGUGAGUAUUGGGAAGGGAAGGAAAGAAAAACCGGCAUUGGAUUCGUUGAUUUGGCAUCCCCUGAGACAUGGGCCCCAGAGGAUUGGCACACUGAAAAUUUAUAUGUAUGAGUAAGUGUGGAGUGGGAGGAGGUAUGUAAUGUAAUAUAGGAAGUAGGAAGAGGCGGUUGCAUUGGUGUGGGCUUUGGAGGCCCUCAUUCCAGUCCUUCACAAAAUGGGAGAGAAAGAGACAGAGAAGGCAAUCUGGGAGCAGAUGAGAGGCCCUCCCAUUGCCUCACACCACCCAACCAUACCCAAGAUUCUACUCCUUCUCAUCCUCUUCGUUUCCCUCACCUACGUAGUCUACACGCUCAAGCUCGUCUCCACCUCACGCGCCUGCAACCACCUUCCCUUCGCCACUCAAACCGACCCCGAGGACCGCACCGCCCUCCGCCACGUCGUCUUCGGCAUCGCCGCCUCCGCCAAGCUCUGGAACCAGCGCAAGAACUACAUCAAGCUCUGGUACAGACCUAGGGAGAUGCGCGGCGUCGUCUGGCUCGACCAGAACAUCACGCCGGAGCCCGACGAGGACUCUCUCCCGCCGGUGAGAAUCUCCGGCGACACCGCCAGGUUCAAGUACACGAACCGGCAGGGGCACCGGUCGGCGAUCAGGAUCUCGCGGAUCGUGUCGGAGACGCUGCGGCUGGGGCUGAAGGACGUGCGGUGGUUCGUGAUGGGCGACGACGACACCGUUUUCGUGACGGAGAACCUGAUUCGCGUUCUGAGGAAAUACGAUCAUAACCAGUUCUAUUACAUUGGAAGCUUAUCGGAGUCCCACUUGCAGAACAUUUUCUUCUCCUACAACAUGGCCUACGGUGGCGGAGGUUUCGCCAUUAGUUACCCUCUCGCGAAAGCUCUCUACAAAAUGCAGGACCGUUGCAUUCAGCGUUACCCUGCUCUCUAUGGCUCCGACGAUAGAAUGCAGGCUUGUAUGGCCGAACUCGGUGUUCCACUCACUAAGGAAAUCGGUUUUCACCAGUACGAUGUGUAUGGAAACCUGUUGGGGCUUCUUGCAUCUCACCCCGUGACUCCUUUGGUGUCACUGCACCACCUUGAUGUGGUUGAGCCAAUUUUCCCCAACAUGAGCCGUGUACAAGCCCUUGAACGCCUCACCAUACCAAUGAAGCUUGACUCGGCAGGCCUCAUGCAGCAAUCCAUCUGCUACGACACAUCCAAGAGCUGGACUGUCUCCGUUUCCUGGGGUUUUGCUGUUCAAAUAUUUCGCGGAGUCUUUUCACCGCGAGAGAUGGAAAUGCCUUCAAGAACAUUCUUGAACUGGUAUAGAAGAGCAGAUUACACUGCAUAUGCAUUCAACACGCGUCCAGUUAGUCGAAAUCCAUGUCAGAAGCCUUUUGUAUUUUACUUCUCCAAGGCAAAGUACAACUCUACAAUGCACCAAAUAGUUAGUGAAUAUGAAAGACAUCGUGUCCCUCAUCCAGAUUGCAGGUGGAAAAUGGCUAAUCCUGCUGCUCUUGACAAAGUCGAGGUGUAUAAGAAGCCAGAUCCCCAUCUAUGGGACAGAGCUCCAAGGAGAAACUGUUGCAGAGUGAACAAGUCCAGAGAGAAAGGGACCAUGGUGAUACAUGUGGGCAUGUGUAGUGAAGGUGAAGUAAGCGAAACAUAACGGCGACAUGUUAGUGAUAAAAUUGUAGCAUGUUACAUUAAGGGAGGAGGAUUCUGGUGGAGUUUAUUGAAAAUCUUAUUUCUUUAUUUAUUGGACAGCUCAUUCUCAUUCUCACAUUGUGAAAUUUUUCUCAUUUUUUUUUCUCGGGUUCGCCGAAAAGGGGUGAGAGUGAGGGAAAAGGUCCAUGUACAAAAGAUUUGUUGUUUAAACAAAAAUGUAGAGGGGAUGGCGAAGGAGAAGGAUAAUUUGUAAUUUACAUGUUACUAAUUAAGAGAAUUUAGAAGCUUGCGUGCUUUAAGUAAUCUUUCUUCUUUCAAAGCUAA
Cajanus cajan (pigeon pea) is the source of this 2196-nucleotide messenger RNA. RefSeq lists its product as uncharacterized. NCBI's taxonomy places the organism in Eukaryota, Viridiplantae, Streptophyta, Magnoliopsida, Fabales, Fabaceae. The record is from RefSeq and is a predicted model, not a curated record.